This is a messenger RNA of Amoebophrya sp. A25, 380 nucleotides long. NCBI's taxonomy places the organism in Eukaryota, Dinophyceae, Syndiniales, Amoebophryaceae. The record is from the annotation of a GenBank genome assembly.
GUGCAUAUUGAUGAUGUGCUUCUUGCCGCGGCUGACAACAAGUGCUGCUGAAGAGGAAGAUGGAGCAGCUUUGUCUUCUACUCCGUGCUUUGAUUUAGGAAUUUUUUCUUCAGUUUGUCUGCUUUCUUCUUUUAGAAGUAGUAUUCUUCCAUCCUCAUCCCUUGAUACUGUCACCUUGUCAUCUUCUUUGUCUUCUUCAUCAUGCUCCUGCUCUUCACCUCUAUCGGCACGUCCUCUUUCCACUUGUUGUUCUACCUCUUCCUCCAAAAGAAAGACUCCUGACCCACUACUCCUCGUGCUGUUUAACGUCUGAUUUGCGGGCUGAUAGGUUCCCGUAAGACCUGCAGGAGGAAGCUUAUAUUAGUGAAGAAAACAUGAUA